AUGCUUACGAAAAGAACUGGAAGUAUGUUCCGCGCGCAAAAGCGACCAAAACAAGGGGAAAAUGGAAGAAGGCCGGCCAUAAGCCCUGUGCCCCGCUUUGCUGCCUUUUUCGUACUAAAUCCUCCGGGGCGCGGCCGUGUGGCUCCGUUUUCUGCCUUCGUCUCAUCCUAUCUGCCGCUGCCAUCGGUCUUCGCCCUCGCUCUGCGAGCGGCGCGGGGCGCGGGCUGUGAGAAACAGGAAGUGGGCAACGAGGAGCGGGGAAAGGGAAGUAGGCAGCGGGGGCCGGGCAAAGGGCUGCGAAGCGGGGGUUCUCAUCCAUUUGUAUCUGAAAGAAGACUUUUGAUUCACUCACAAAUCACAGUGAGUAUUGGUUACGUUAAAGACAAGUAA
Messenger RNA from Gryllus bimaculatus (two-spotted cricket), 390 nucleotides. The record is from the annotation of a GenBank genome assembly. NCBI's taxonomy places the organism in Eukaryota, Metazoa, Arthropoda, Insecta, Orthoptera, Gryllidae.